UCCCCGUACCGCUGUUACAGUCUGGAACUGGAGUAAUAUCGAGAGCCUUGCUGAUCCGAGCUCCAUACUAAUUGUCGAACCACAUUGCGAACUUUUGAAACUAGCCCUGGCAUUUGGUCAGUGUGAUAAUCGACUGGUUCUGUGAAGUUCGCCAUGAGUGGAUGGAACUAGAUAUGGCCUUCGUCAGCUGCGGAUUUUGAACUGACAAAUCUCAUUUGUCAGUUCUUGAUGGACGAUGUUGUUGAAACAUCGUCUGUGACAGUGAGUUCUAGAGCUGUAGCUUGCUUAAUAGGUUAUCAUCGGUUUUCUCUGAAUGUUUUUCUCGCACUGACAGAUCCUUGUAAGGAAUCCUUGCCAUUUCCGUCUGGUCCCGUCGAUUGGAUCGAGCUCUCUACCUCGAAAGGGUUGGUGGUUUGGUAUCUCUAUCAUGGCCUUUUCUCCUAUCUCAGACAUUGCAGCUUGAGUUCGAUUGCGAGUUGUGCUUAUUUCAUCAAAGGCUUCAUCUGAAGGUUUGAGCUUUCAUCGUUGUGACCCUCUCCUCAGUCCCACUGACGACGCGGUCCUCAGGCCUUCAGAUAGAUUGAGUAUAAUCUUCUGUGCAACGAACUGACGACGUUUCUAAUAUGAAGUGUUCUUCUACAAAUCCCUGUCACCAGGGUAGGUGAUGGUUCAGGUCAACCCCAGACGAUAGGUCCGUAUUGGGUUUGGUUCUAGCUUAUACAUGUGUUAGAAAGGUUAUAUGAAUCACGAGGAGUCAACAAUUCAUGUGCACAACUCCGUCUGGGGAUUACGUUCGGAGUAUGAAUGCUGCUCAUGCAUGUCCUAUUGAUCGAGUCAGAACAGACUCUACUUGAAAUUAGUACGGGUUCCAAAAUCUUACUAUUUGGAAAAUAUUUGCGAUGUGUCCAUUGAGUUUGUCCGGUGCAGUCAGCUGAGAACAGUUCCAAAAGUCAUCUGUCUCCAACACCAAAAUGACUGCUGCCUUGCACAGUGGAUGAAAGCUUCGAAGAGUGAAGAAACCAGGCCAGGCUGACGCAGAAGUUCUCGUCAUCUUUCGAUGGAGGACUCAGAUGCUUGGAAGGAAGCCAUGGUGAAGUCUUGCAACCGCUCAUUCUCGAUGCCUUUGACAAGGGAAGAUACAGGGAACAAAACCUUCAUGCUCGGUAGGUCACUCUCUUUUUCGGUAGAACGGACACAGGGCCAGUCUAGACUUGAAGCGUACUAUCCCUCGACAGUUCCCAGGCUUCAGGGGGUAGAAUGCAGAGUGGAUGUAAAUGGAGCACCUUCUAGUGAUAGACAGAAGAUUCUUACCAAUCAUCAGAAGAACGACCUGAUGGAGUGUGAUGGGAGCAAUAGCCGCGGUCGUCCAUUCUAUCUGAAGUUGACGUCGACUACAGUCUCUGCAGGUCUCUACCUUUCAGACUUCCUGACUAAUGUCUUAGUUUUGAAGGAGUACUAUGAAAUGUACCAGAUCGCCAAAAUUAAAAACGUUCACACAAGUAAUGAUAUCACUCCUUUUGCUGCAUCCCUGAGUUUGAUGUUGGCAUCACAUAUAAUAAAUGUGGUCGCUUUCAAGCUGAAACUGGCACCUGAAGAAAAUCCUAUCAGAUCUGCUUUUUUUCUUCCUCUCCUGCAACUGCGAAGAUUCUUGGCUGGAGUCUGGAAGAUAAGCACAUGCGGAAGCUCAGAGAGGUGGGAAUCUGAACAAACCGAAGCGUUUUACGCAAUAAUGUCGAGUGCCAUGGAAACUGCUCCGCAGCUGGUCCUGCAAUUCGAUGUGUUCGUAUACAUCGGCUAUUUCGCUCAAAGCUGGCGACCAAAACCAGUCUUCGUCGCUUCCCUCAUAGCAGCUCUCGUCUCAGGAGGCUACAACACUGGCAGGGCUAUCAUGUACGAGGCUAACAUGAAAUGGUCCCUAGCCCUGAACUGGCUGGGAUUAGCAGGAGGGUUGUAUACAAUUGGAGAGCUGCUGCUCAGGUGCACAGCCUUGGCAUGCGUGCACCUGGCGGACGCUUCGCAUAGGUUCACGGCUUACUACUUCAUCCUGGGGAUACUUCCGGCGUCUUACAUCAGCAGCGUCCUUUCACUGGGCCAUACCAAAAGAAUCUGCACAUUCUACGGCCAAAUCAAACUUCUGGUCGCUUGUUGGGUCACCAUCUGCCUCGGACCACCAUACGCUGUACUAGAGGGCUAUGUCAGCGAACGAGAGAAGUCGAAAUGGUUCAAACUCUACCUCUUGCCAUUUACAGUGAUUUUGAACAUGUCAGUGGAUAUGAUCACUCUGUGCGUCCUCGCAGUUCGAGAAUUGAGCCCCUGCAACUUCAGCCCAGAGCUACUAAGGCCGAAUCAACGAUUUUUGAGCUCCACAAUGAAAUGUUAUCAGUUCAAAACUUUUGUUGGAGUCGGUGUUGCUCUUACAAUCUUCUCUUUGGCACUGAUGGUGUACUUCCUGGCUGUAGCGUCCUCGGAUCAUCAAAGCUUGGCCUCUUUUGACGACAAGAGACCUGGAAACGCGAGGGCCCCUGAUCUGGAUGUAGAGACUCUUCCUCCAGCUGAGAUUCCACUCAAUCAUGGCAUGGACCUUCCAGAUUCGAGGAGCCACCAUGUAUAAUCUCGAUUUCCCCUCAUCGAACUAAACGUUCUGUGGACGGUCCUAUUAGUGAGACCAAUAGUUAUUUACUUGUUUCCUUUUUUCCUACGGGAUCGUCAAAGUCCACGAAGCCAAUGGCUAUAUUGUACAUAAUGAGCUGUAAAAUAGCAGCUUUUAGCUGCAUGAUCUAAUCCUACGUUUAUUUGUCACGGUGCUGCUGUCCUGGGGGGCACUGAUUUCUGAAGCUGUAUCUGUUGUGCUUGUUGGAGAGCCCAACUGAGGACCUGGGGAACCAGCUGGCCACCAUGAUGCGGAGAAAUUUGAUCUGCAUGGUGCUGUAGCGUAUAAGUUUGCUGUCGCUGUAUAUAUUCGCCAUCAUCGGUGUGUGCAUCAGGCCGAUUCUCGGCUUUAUGAGAAGGUCACACCCAAGACAGUUGAGAUCUAAUUCAUUUUUUUUCGGUUCGGGUGAAGUCUAAUGGUUGAUGG
This is a messenger RNA of Marchantia polymorpha subsp. ruderalis, 3076 nucleotides long. Lineage: Eukaryota; Viridiplantae; Streptophyta; Marchantiopsida; Marchantiales; Marchantiaceae. The record is from the annotation of a GenBank genome assembly.